UUCUUCUCUCAUUCUUCUUUUAGGCAGCCAGCUAUCCCUUUCCAAUCCUGCUUAGUCCUCCCCACUUUAUUGAUAAUCCCCACCAACUCUCUCUCUCUGUCUCGCUCUCCUCUUCCUUCACAACCCAAUUCCCAGUUCUCCUUCUCCAAACAUGGAACCCAUGCUACAGCACCAGCAAUCAGCAGGAGGGCCCCGGUUCACUCUGAUGAAGCAGUCGUCGCUGGCGCCGGACCGGGACGACUCGGUGACGCCGGAGCCGGUUGACCCUCGCGUGAGGCUCUUGUACAUGGCCAACGAGGGCGACUUGGACGCCAUUCGGGAGCUGCUCGACUCCGGCAUCGAUGUCAACUUCACUGACAUCGACGGUCGCACCGCCCUCCACGUUGCCGCUUGCCAGGGCCAAACCGACGUCGUUCAGCUCUUGCUCCAGAAAGGCGCCGAUGUCGACCCGCGUGACCGCUGGGGCAGCACGCCUUUUGCGGAUGCAAUGUAUUACAAAAACGAUGACGUGAUCAAACUUUUGGAGGAUUACGGCGCCAAGCCUCGGAUGGCUCCCAUGCAUGUGCAAAGCGCACGGGAAGUCCCCGAGUAUGAGGUUAAUCCCAAUGAACUUGAUUUCUCCAAUAGUGUUGAGAUAACAAAGGGAACCUAUCGUAUUGCAUCGUGGCGUGGAAUUCAAGUUGCAGUUAAAAUGCUUGAGGAGAAGGUAUUCGCUGAUGAAGAUAAAGUAAAUGCAUUCAGGGAUGAGCUUGCUUUACUUCAGAAGAUACGACAUCCAAAUGUUGUCCAAUUUUUGGGUGCUGUAACACAAAGCUGUCCAAUGGUGAUUGUCACAGAAUAUCUAAACAAGGGAGAUUUUCGCGCAUAUCUUAAAAGGAAAGGUUCAUUAAGACCAACAUCAGCAUUAAAGUUUUCGCUUGACAUUGCUAGGGGGAUGAAUUACCUCCAUGAGCAUAAACCUGAAGCAAUAAUUCAUCGAGACCUGGAGCCCUCAAACAUAUUGCGGGAUGAUUCUGGGCAUCUGAAAGUUGCAGACUUUGGGGUGAGCAAGCUACUGAAAGUUGCAAAUACAGUUAAAGAAGACAGACCUGUGACGAGUCAAAAGUCUCAAGACACUUGGAGAUAUGUGGCUCCUGAGGUAUACAGAAAUGAAGAGUACGAUACCAAGGUGGAUGUUUUUUCAUUUGCUUUGAUUUUGCAAGAGAUGAUUGAAGGUUGCGUACCAUUUUCUACAAAGCCAGAAAAGGAAGUUCCUAAAUCAUAUGUUGCAAAUGAGCGCCCACCAUUUAGAGCGCCACCAAAGCGUUAUGCACACGGAUUGAAGGAGUUAAUUGAGGAAUGCUGGAGUAAGGACCCAUCCGAGAGACCAUCAUUCAAGCAAAUAAUUAAGAGGUUGCAUGACAUUAAUAACCAGUUUGCUCGGAAAAGACACUGGAAGGUCACACCACUUACAUGUCUCCGGAAUCUCGAGGCCAUGUUGAAGAAGGAUCGGACAAGUCCAAGCAGCCGUUCAUCUUCCUGCUCUACAAUGAGAUGAGCAACUACUGUUGUAUUUCAUGCAGGAAUUAAGCUCUAUUUUGGCCCGAACAAUCGAGCUUUUUUCUAGCAGAGUAUGGUUGUGAGAUAGUUAUACCUCUUAUAGGAUUUCAGCUUCUCUCUUUUAGGUGGGCCGAGAGACGCUGUUACACUUGCACCUACCGAUUCUUGCAUAAAGCAUUUGUAGAGUUUCUCCGAACCCUCUUAUCUUUUUUCUUCUUAUUAACAAUCAUAUUGAAAUCCCAUGUUUUGUUUGCUCUUUGGAA
Messenger RNA from Malus domestica (apple), 1802 nucleotides. Its product is annotated as serine/threonine-protein kinase 12-like. The record is from RefSeq and is a predicted model, not a curated record. Gene Ontology annotation, biological process: protein phosphorylation. NCBI's taxonomy places the organism in Eukaryota, Viridiplantae, Streptophyta, Magnoliopsida, Rosales, Rosaceae. Gene Ontology annotation, molecular function: protein serine/threonine kinase activity; ATP binding; protein binding.